Ceratotherium simum simum (southern white rhinoceros) is the source of this 3520-nucleotide messenger RNA. RefSeq names its product zinc finger CCCH-type containing, antiviral 1 (gene ZC3HAV1). Lineage: Eukaryota; Metazoa; Chordata; Mammalia; Perissodactyla; Rhinocerotidae. Gene Ontology annotation, molecular function: RNA binding; NAD+ poly-ADP-ribosyltransferase activity; metal ion binding. Gene Ontology annotation, cellular component: nucleus. Gene Ontology annotation, biological process: positive regulation of mRNA catabolic process; positive regulation of type I interferon production; response to virus. The record is from RefSeq and is a predicted model, not a curated record.
AGCUGUCCGGGUGGUGCGGGCAGAUUUGCCCGCGCUUGUUCGCUUUCAUUCCAUUCGGUUGCCGUCGCGAUAGAUUUUAAAUCUGACACAGGGACCGGGUCGGUGAGAUCUGGCCUCUUGACCCAGAGCUGAGUGUGAAACCGAAAGCGCUGCGCUCAGCUAACGGCGAUGGAGAGUGCGCGCUGGCUCGCCCCGGGCGCGCCCAGCCGGAGCACCGCCCGCGCCCGCCCCCGCCCCCGCCCCCGGGGACUCUUGUAAGUUUCGAUUCUCCCCGGAGCAGUCCCGCGGCGCAGCCAGCCCAGCGCAGAGCGCCAUGGCGGACCCGGAGGUAUGCUGCUUCAUCACCAAAAUCUUGUGCGCCCACGGGGGCCGCAUGUCCCUGGACGCGCUACUCGACGAGAUCGCGCUCCCCGAGGCGCAGCUCUGCGAGGUGCUGGACGCGGCCGGGCCCGAUCGCUUCGUGGUGUUGGAGACCGGCGGCAAGGCCGGGGUCACCCGGUCGGUGGUGGCUACCACUCGAGCCCGGGUCUGCCGUCGCAAGUUCUGCCAGAGACCCUGUGAAAACCUGCACCUCUGCAAGCUCAACCUGCUGGACCGGUGCCACUAUUCGCAGUCGGAUCGGAAUUUAUGCAAAUAUUCUCACGAUGUCCUCUCAGAAGAUAACUUUAGAAUCCUGAAAAAUCAUGAGCUCUCUGGUCUCAACAAAGAGGAAUUAGCAGUGCUCCUCGUCCAAAGUGACCCUUUUUUUAUGCCUGAGAUAUGCAAAGGUUAUAAGGGAGAGGGGCGAAGACAGAUUUGCAACCAGCAGCCACCGUGUGAAAGGCUCCACAUCUGCGAGCACUUUACCCGAGGGAAUUGCGGUUAUGCCAACUGCCUCAGGUCCCAUAACCUGAUGGACAGAAAGGUGCUGGCAAUCAUGAGGGAACAUGGACUGAGCCGGGACGUGGUCCAGAACAUUCAGGACAUCUGUAACAGCAAGCACAGCCGAAAGAAACCCCCUGGGUUGAGAGGUCCUGCCUCAUAUCGUAGAGAUACAGCAUACAGAGGUAGAAGCAAGAGUAGAGACCGAUUAGUUGACAGCAGUCUAGAGUUUCUUCCAUCUGCUUCAGCUUCUACUGAGAGGUCCUGCACUCCCAGUCCAGAUCAAAUCAGCUGCAAGGCUUCCCUGGAUGAUGUGCCUGUAGAGGAUCUCACCCACAAGUUCACGCAUUUGGGAAGUCAGGAUUGCCCUCAGCCUGCCUCAGUCUCACUUAAGUCUUCCAGUCUUGGAGGAGCAGGUCAAGUGGGAGGAAACCAGAGGUUUUCAGAGAAUGGGAGUGCAGAGGGUCUCUUUUCUGGGAAUCGAGGCAGCACCUACCUCACUUCUGAUUCAACACCAGCUUCCAUCUGGAAGGGCCCCACAUCCCAGCUGACUAACGAAAACAUCAGUACAGAGAUUUUGUUUUCUCGGAGUCAAGCUGCCUCACGCUCUCCUCUUGGUUCUCCACAAAUACCAGAAAUCAUAACCACCAGAAAGAGCACGGGCGUGUUUUCCUGGGAUGACAAGGGCAGAAGUGGGGGUCAAGAUGUCCAGCAUUUCCCACUUUUUAAUAAUAAUGUUGAUGGAAUGGCCACAGAUGUAACUUCCACGACAUCUUUCAAUUACAAAACCACAACCAGCGGACAGAGAGCAAAAUCAUUAUCUAGGAAUCAAGACACUGGAACUACUCACAGUAAUCUCCAGACCCCUGGCAAAAUUACAGAUGACUAUGAUUCAGGAGUGUUAUCUGUUAGCGAUAAAUAUAGAGAUACGAUAUUUUGGGCUAAUAAAUCUGUCCGUAACACGCCAAAUGGCUCUAGUAAAGUUACAGAUAAAACUAGUGAUAUAGAUAGAACUGGUGCCACUGGUUUUGGCUUAACAUCAGCAGUGAGAGGGGAUAAAGACGUGUUAGGCUCUGGAAGUCAGAGUCUGAGAACCCAGGUCCUGUCCACACCUGGGAAGACCACUGCCCCUGUGCAAGUCAGCACUCUGCCCAAGGUGCCACCUUCUACACCUUCUUCAAGCAACAGAGCUGCAGCCUAUGGGACCCAUGGUCAGAACUCUGCCAAAAUCACUGUUACUCCUGCUAAUGAGCUUACAAGGAGGACCCCAGGCUGUGCUCCAAAUUCUGUAUCUGAUGUUGCAAGUACCACAUCUUCCAGGAUGGAUGAUCAUGGCUCACAGGAAAUUUGUCUUGACCAUCUGUAUAAGGGUUGUCAACUUGAAAGCUGCAACAAAGUUCACUUCCACCUGCCCUACCGGUGGCAGAUGUUAAUUGCAAACACCUGGACGGACUUCCAGCUCAUGGAGAAUAUUGAGAAGGCCUACUGUGACCCCAAAAUCUGCAUCAUUCCUAUUGGAAAUCAGAUAAUCAACUUCCAGACAAUGACUUGUGGUUUUAAUCCCAUCCGACGUAUCUCCACACCUUCAUCUGUCACAAUGCCAGCUGAUUCUGUCUUCACCACAAAAUGGAUUUGGUAUUGGAAGAAUAAAUCGGACAAAUGGGUUCAAUAUGGGGAGAAGACAGACAAUCCGCAAGUUUCGAGCAUCGACUCUUCAUACCUGGAAUCGUUCUUUCAGUGCUGUCCGAGAGGAGUGGUGCCAUUUCACGCGGGUUCACGGCACUACGAGCUGAGUUUCCAAGGGAUGAUUCAGACAAACAUAGCUUCCAAGACCCAAAAGGAUGUCGUCAGAAGGCCAACAUUUGUGUCUUACUGGGAUGUGGAGCGGAUUAAAAGUAGGCCAGACCGUCGACCAGUGCAGACCCAAUUAGAGCCUUUAACCUCGACAUUUCAUCCUCAGUUGGACAUGGGCUGCCCAUCCUCGAAUGGAUAUGAGUUGUUUGAGAUUCGUAACCAGUAUCCAGGGUAUGCCGAAAUAAGUGAACGUUUUAAAGCUUCCAUGAAACAUUUCAAGAUUGAAAAGAUAAAGAAGAUCCGGAAUAUAAAGCUCUGGAAUACCUUUGAAAGGAAAAAAAUGAAGAUGAAUAGAAACGAAGAAAUCCUAUUUUAUGCAACGGGUCGCGCUUAUGUAGAGUCUAUCUGUGCGAAUAAUUUUGACUGGAACUUACAUGGAACUUCUGAAACCAAAUAUGGACAAGGAAAUUACUUCACAAAAGAUGCCAUCAAUUCCCAUAAAAAUUACCCAGGUGACCCCAAGGACAUCGUUAUGUUUGCAGCCCGAGUUCUGGUUGGAGAUUUUAUUGAAGGAAAUGCAAGUUACACAAGCCCUCCUCCACCGUAUCACAGCUGUGUGGAUACAAGUUGUAAUCCUUCCGUUUUUGUCAUCUUUCAGAAAGAUCAGAUUUAUCCAGAAUAUGUGAUUGAAUAUACCGAAACAGACAAAGCCUGCGUGAUUUGUUAGAAACGAUGAAUACAGCAUCGUAAAGGAUGCCAUAACCACUCUGUUCACUUAUGGAACCAGAUUGCCCCAGUAGUUGAACUUUUACAUUUCCUCGCCCAGUUAUCCAAUGCCUUAGAUCAGUGGUUCCCAAACUUUGCU